Molecule: messenger RNA, 2134 nt
Organism: Chara braunii
Lineage: Eukaryota; Viridiplantae; Streptophyta; Charophyceae; Charales; Characeae
Source: the annotation of a GenBank genome assembly
GCCAGUUCGCCGUUUGUGGACAUGCCGGAGGGGUGCACCCGAAGGCGAGUUAGAUGGCAGACGUGCUGCGUAGAUUGCCUCUGCUGGUGCUGGUCAUCGUCCUCUUCCUGUUUGUCGUCUUCCUGAUUGUCGUCUUCCUCCACAACUGUUUGUCGUGCCGGCCGUGGAACACACGUCGGAAGCGGAGGGCAUCAAUGAGAAAGCCACACACGGACCGACCGAUGGCGAACAUGCAGGCAGGCGCGCCACAAGUGGCAGGUCAGGGCGGAAGUCUCCCGUCGACGGCGGCGGCCCAACGACGCUACGAUCCGUCAGCGUACAGCCAUCUGCAGUCGUGGGAGAUGCCGCUGCCCCCAUCAGACGAGGAGGUGGAGGCGGAGGAACUGGGAACGUUGUCUUUGGCCAGCGGAUCGACCCAGUUGUUGUUUUCGCAGACGCUGAUAGCAGGAGGGUCGGCCAGCAAGGAAGGCGGCGAGUUCAGAUCCCUCCUGGAAGCAGGCUUGGACCGCGACGACGACGGAGAAGUUGAUCCAAGGUUCGGGUUGUCGUCGGGCAGCGCGAGAGAGGCCAGCCGGACAUUCAUCAUCGAAGACCAACCUUCGCCACGUUCCCUGCAACGUCCGCGAGGCGAGCACACGGAACAGUCGACACUUCGUGGCGGUGCUUCCCUUACUGCACGUGCCGGGCCGUCAUCGACAACGCGCCAGCGUGGAGCGAGCACGCCGCCCGUCGAUCCACUACGAAAGACAUUGCCCGCACGCAGCGGGGUAUCUGCAGCAGCCGAACGCAUCAGCGGAGUCGCGGCAGCGCCCGCCCGCAACAGCGUUGGGCGAUCGAAUAUGCCCAACACUGCACCCACGCCCGAUGAUGAAUUGAGAGGCGAUCCCGCUUGCAGACUGGUGGUGCGUCCGCAGCCUACGGUGGAGAACAUAACAGAGGGAGUGUCAAACAUGAGGGCACACAACGAUGGUGUCGACGAGAAUGACGGUGCUGGCGACGAUGCCGACGAUGGAUACAGGGAGGACGUCGAAGCCGUUGACGACGACAGCGAUGCGCCUAUCCGGCCUUUGGGGAAGGCGGGUGGGACGGGGAGAGGCCGCGACAGAGGUGGUGGUCGAGGUCGAUCUGCAGGGCGUGGCAGCAGAGUAGCCGAUGAAGACAAUGCCGGGAAAUCAGCGGUGUAUUGGUCCACAGACGAUCAACUGCUCCUGGUGCGCUGCAAGCGGGAGCAGGACAUGCACCUUGCAGGCCUUGGGCACAACUACGGUCGGAUGCGAACGAAAGACUGGAAGUGGGAGGACAUUGCGAAACAGAUGGCGAACGCGGGCUGUCCUAGAGAGGCCGAUGACUGCAUGAAGAAGUGGGACAAUCUAUUCCUGAACUACAAGAAGAUACAAAGGUUCCAGAAUGCCAGCGGCGAGGCAAGUUUCUUCAGGCUGUCAAAUGAAGAGAGGAAGGACCACAAUUUCAAGUUUUGGAUGGAGAGAGCGCUCUACAAUGAGAUCCAUGGAGGCAUGCUGGGAAACCACACCAUUUUCCCUCCCAACAUCGUAGACACAGAUAAUCCGGACGGCGUAAUGGCUCCGAGGCGAGGAGGCAGCGGUCAAGCUCGUGGCAAAAAACGUGAUGCAGUCACUGAACAGACGGCGGGCGGUUCAGGUGGGGGACGUCACACGACGAGGACGAAACGAUCAUGUCAGGAUGCGAGUUCUGUCAGCGGCGCGCACUUGGACGGCGACGGUUGGGGAAGACCAAACGACGGCGAAGGCAAGAACGAGACGGGAUACCCCGCUAUGGAGGAGGUGGCGCGAAUGGAGCAUGACCAGAUCACACUUGUUACGACGCCGCAAGGGAGACAUCGCGAGGAAGCAGGAACCGGGAUAUCUGCGGCGACGCCACGUGCGCAAAAAGCACUCGGCGAACGAGGAUCUGGCGGUGCGGCGACGCCACCUGUACAACAAGCAGUCGGCGAUCGAGGAUUUGUCGGUGUAGGAGAUGCGGCCAUGCUUGGAGUUCAGGCGCAGGUUCGCGGCGCCGCUGCGGUCGUCGGCGAAGCGGCGAGCACACCUCAUGAAACGGGAGGAGGGUGAAUGGAAGGCAGAGGAGGCGGCGAGGACAUUGGAGAUCCCCCGCG